AUGGAAACUCCAUUUUCAAGUUCUAUCAGAGACAAAAUUGCACCAACAAGUGAUGAAGGAAUAAGUUCCAAAUCCCUACAAAAAACCACUAAAGAUACACUUUAUAUGGAUCAAACAAGUUUUGACUUCGAAUUUAAUAAAUAUAAGUUCAGAGUGUAUUUGGAUAAACCAGCUUUGCCUCGUGAAUUUGUUACUGCACCAAAGUCAUUAGAUGAAAAAUUAGAAGAUAUGAUAAAUGAUAAGACUACUAGUGAUUUUUUAGAAAAAGUUGAAGAAGCCUCAUCCUCAGCAAAUAAAUACAAGGUACUCAGAGAUAUUGCGACAGUUCUGGAUAAUUUUGCUCAAAUAAAAGAAUAUUGUAACUCAAUUGAUGAUAUUAAACAUUUCUGUGAAGAAUCUCACCUUAACACCUUCAAAGGUAGCAUCAACACCUGGAAAUUAAAAUUUAUUGACGGGCUUAAACGCCCUGGUGGAAGAAUACCCAUCCAAGUAAUGAAAUUUGUAACUUUGUAUACAAAUAAUAUUAACUCAGAACAGGAAGCAGAAAAGAAAGCAGAAAAGAAAAAUCUAGAAAAGGAAUCAAAUAAAAAAAGCUCGGCUACUUCAUCUAAAAAGUCAACCAAGAAUCCAACAAAUUCACGGAAAAAACUUCCAAAAUUUCUUGCAGUAAGCCAUAUAAUGGAAUUAUCUGGUCCAUUCAAGAAGCAAAACUCUACAAUUCAAAAUGCUUAUGAAGCUGCCUAUCUAACCGAAAAAUCAAAAAAUGAAAAUGUCCAACCUUUUAAGAAAUGGGCCAAUCAAUAUUAUGUUGCAAUGAAACCUGCAUAUAUUUUGAAGUAUUUAUAUGAUAUAAAAGACACUGAUGAUUUUAAAGAAUUUAUAGAGUAUAAUUUAGAAUCUCUGUUAUCAUAUUAA
This is a messenger RNA of Henningerozyma blattae CBS 6284, 915 nucleotides long. RefSeq lists its product as uncharacterized. NCBI's taxonomy places the organism in Eukaryota, Fungi, Ascomycota, Saccharomycetes, Saccharomycetales, Saccharomycetaceae. Bases 1 to 915 code for a protein of 304 amino acids. The record is from RefSeq and is a predicted model, not a curated record. The transcript has a single exon.